ACUGUUUAAAAUGUGAGGUUAUGCGCACAAAUUUAGAAAAACAAUAAUGUUACAAUUCAAAUCCCAAUUAAUUAAAACAGAUGUUACAGCGAUCGCAAGACAUAAAAAUGUGACUUUAGUAGGAAUUGGUUCCACAUUACAUGUGUUUUGUAACAACACUGAUAAAUUAAUUAAUAAAAUAAAUAUAGAAGAUACCAGAGGAGAACUAAUAUUUGGAAUUAAACUUUUUGAGAAAAAUAAACUCCUCGUGUUUGGUGGUCCAUUUCUAUUAAUAUUUUCUACAGAUCAACACUUCACUCACAUAAAAGAAAUACAUAGAGUUGCCCACAAAGAUUGGAUCCUAGAAGCUAAAUUUAUAAAUAAUGAAAGCAAAAUCGCCACAAUUUCUAUGCAGAACAAACUUCAAAUAUGGGAUAAUCAAUUAAACUUUUUGGAGACAUUUGAAUGUCAAGAAAAAUGUAUUUUAUAUAGUGCACAUAUUUGUUAUAAUGAUUAUGAUAAGUUAGUGUUACUGUCUGGAACAGUUUUUAAUGAAGUUUUGAUAUGGAAAGUUAAACGAAAUGAAUUCACCAAUGUUCCAGUCCUUAAAAGGUUAAAGAAACAUGAUGGUGUAAUAUUUUGUAUACAUUACAAUGAAGAUAAUGGUAUAAUAUGUUCUACUUCAGAUGACCGUUCAGCUAUAUUGUGGAAAGUAGAAAAUACUGAUCUCAGUUUAGAACUGAACAGAGAACAUCCCAACAUAUUUUCAAUAUGCCAAGUUUAUGGUCAUUUAUCGAGAGUAUUCCGUUGCUUGGUAUUAAAGGACUGUUUUGUCACUGCUGGUGAAGAUUCAUUAAUAAAUAUUUGGAAACUAGAUGGAAAAUUGGCUAGAAAAGUGGAAGCUAACCAAAAUAGUCCAAUAUGGGCAUUAGAUUUUGAUGAAAAAGAUAAUGUUGUACUUAGUGGGGGAGGAAAUGGUGGAGUAUAUGCAUUUUCUCUAUACAAUGAUAUAAAAGAAGAAAAAAUUUGUCUUCCAAAUAGUGAAAAACCAAAAAUUGUUGGUAUUUUGUUAUCUGGCAACUUUGUAGUGUUUUCAGAACAUGGUGUUUUAUACUUUUACAAUAAUAAAAGUUGGAUUUCAGUUAAAACAUUUGAAGACCUAAAAAGCUAUGUGGUUAUGAAGAUGUCUAAAUGUAAAAAAUUGAUAGCAUUAGCUGGUUUCAUUGGUCAGAUAUACAUCUACAAAGAAAACCAAAAUACUUUAGAACAACUUUGUUACUUUCAAUCAAAUAACAAAUCCAGGAUAAUAUCUCUUCAUUGGUUAGCUUGUGAUAUGAUCUUAAUAUGUCAGGAUGGAGGAAAGCUAAAACUAUUGUAUUUAAAACCUUCCGAAAUAAGUGAAGUGUGUUCUUUUACAUUGCCAAAGGGUUCACAAAGAAUUUCAACCACAGCAACCAUAUUUGAAGAUACCAUUGUAGUGGGCGAUAGAAAAGGAAGUCUACAUAGGUUUAAAAUUGGACAACAGAGUCCUAUACAAACGAUAUCGAGAGUUCAGAGCCACCUGGGAGUAACUAAUUUAAUUACACAAAACAAUAGACUGAUAUCUUUAGGUCGUAAUAGUACAAUUAAAACUUUUUUAACAGAUAAAUCUGGUUUAUCACUCGCAACUUCAGAUAAACUUCCUUAUAGUUGGUUGUUAGACAUUGUUGAUGACUUAGUAAUUGCUUUUUCUGGAAAUAAUUUUGUAGUUUGGAAUUAUAAGACGAAAAGGUUAAUAUCGGAAACUAUUUGUGGGGGUGGACAUCGGUCGUGGGAUUUCUCAAAAACAGAUGCAUUAACAUUUUUGUACAUAAAAGACAAAUUUAUAAAUAAAUUAGAAUAUAAUUUAAUAGUAAAUAAAUCCCACGAUAUUAUCGAACCUUUUCACCUAAACGAUGUGAAUUCAAUGCAAAUCGUUAGUACUAAUUCUCAGUAUAUUAUAAUAUCAGGAGGGGAGGAUACUACUAUAAGAAUCACGGUAACAGAUGAACAUUUAAGUUUAUUUGUGAAUGAAAUUACAUUGAAGUCACAUCUUUCUAGCAUAAGAUGUAUUACUACCUUUCAUUUGGAGCCUAAACAACAUUUAAUAUUUUCUGCGGGGGGUAGGGCUCAAAUAGUUUCUUGGACCUUAACUUUUUCAAUAGAAAAUAAUAUUAUACAGAAUAUAAUUUGCAAAGAAAACGAUUCUUAUUACGAAGUUAUCGAUAAUGAAGAUUCUGAAAUGAGGAUAAUGGAUUUAUGUGCAAUGACAUUUCUGGAACAGACAUUUUUGUUUGCAGCUUGCUCAGAUGGGUAUAUCAAAUGUUUUUCUGUAACGGAUUCAUUUAAAUUAACACUGUAUAGGAAUGUUUUUUAUAAAUUAAAAUGCAUUUUUAAGAUAAUUACUAUUAAAGUUUUGUGCUGUGAUGUACUAGUGACUAUGGCCAGUGAUGGAUGUGUAGUAUUCUGGCAAACUGAGGAUUUUCUGUCUGGUGUUGAAGACGUAGUUCCUUUUGGGAGUUUGUCCAUACACGCCUCGGGUAUUAAUACGGUUUCAACGUUUCGAUUUGCCGCAGAUUCUUUUUUGUUUCUCACAGCUGGAGAUGACAAUAUUGUUAAGCUAAGUUAUUUGAAGUUCAGUGGAAACAAAGAAGCAGGAUUAACAGUUGAAAUUGUUGAUCAAUAUAAGAGCUCUGGUGUACAUUGGGCCCAAAUAACAGGAACUUUUAUUAAUGAUCAAUUCUUUAUAACAGCCUCAGUGGAUCAAAGAAUACUUUUGUACACUUGGCAUUUAAAGGAUGAGCAUUUAGAGUGCAAACUUUUGGCAAAAUAUAAUACGUCGGUCCCUGAUUUGAAAGGGAUUAUUUGUUUUGAUGAUGACAAAAAGUUUGAUGUGUUUGUAUAUGGAUUAGGUGUAGAAUUUUUAAAACUUGUAAAUAAAUGAUACUUAAGUUUG
This is a messenger RNA of Diabrotica balteata, 2953 nucleotides long. The record is from the annotation of a GenBank genome assembly. Lineage: Eukaryota; Metazoa; Arthropoda; Insecta; Coleoptera; Chrysomelidae.